Messenger RNA from Bufo gargarizans (Asiatic toad), 2970 nucleotides. It is a transcript of the gene GLT1D1, whose product is annotated as glycosyltransferase 1 domain containing 1. The transcript is spliced from 12 exons. The record is from RefSeq and is a predicted model, not a curated record. The coding region runs from base 224 to 1261 and encodes 345 amino acids. NCBI's taxonomy places the organism in Eukaryota, Metazoa, Chordata, Amphibia, Anura, Bufonidae. Gene Ontology annotation, molecular function: glycosyltransferase activity.
GCACGGGUAGGAACGUCAGCCGCAUGGCGCUGUUUCUGGGGACGCACAUUUCAGUGAUGGACUGUGUACAUCUCUAUGGAUAACGUGUGUACAGGCAGCUGGUGACCGCCGUGUCCGCCGCACCCCUGGGUGUGGGGCAUGUACGGGCUACAGAUCCGGGUGUACGGCGGCAGCAGCAGCAGGGACGUGGCGGAGGGGCCCCGGGGGCUGGGAGCUGUCAGCCAUGAGGAUCCUCUUUCUGGCCUGUAUGAGAGCAAACACUGGGAACUCCACCACUGCCGACAGGAUCAGGAGUCACCUUGAAGAGGCAGGCCAUGAGUGCGAGCUCAGAGACGCGGCUGGCGUGCACAGCUCAUCAGAGGUAGCCAAACUGAUUUCCCAAAGAACGUUUGAUGCUGGACUGGCCAUCCACGUGUACAAAGCAGGCAGAUUUCUACUUGGUAACAGAAUACCUUUUGGGGUCAUCUUUGGUGGGACGGACAUAAAUGAAGAUGUGAAAAAUGAAGAAAAAUACAGGGUAAUGGGAACUGUGCUUGAGGAUGCCAGAUUUGCUGUUGCGUUUACGUGUAAGAUAAAGGAAGUUGCAGCAAAACAUUGGCCCCAAGCAUUAUCUAAGAUACACAUCCAGCCUCAAGGAAUUCUAACCAUGCCAAGUGUAUCGUUUGAUUUUGAAGCCUUUCUUCACAAUGCAGGGAUGAUGCAUCUCCCAGGAAAUGCGCACAUUUUCCUUCUAGUUUGUGGCCUCAGAAGAGUUAAAGACCCGCUGUACCUGGUUGAGGUCUUUGCAGAGUGGCAUGAAAGGGAAGCAAAUGUUUGCUUGGCUAUUAUUGGGCCAAUGGUAGAUUCAUUAUUUACAAGUGAGGUCAAAGCUAAGCUUCAGAACAUUGAUGGCGUUCACCUCAUUGAAGAAAUACCACAGGAAGACUUACAGGCUCUGAUAAAGAGAAGCUUUGCCGUGGUGAAUAGCUCUCUGUCUGAGGGCAUGUCGGCAGCCAUUCUUGAGGCUAUGGAUUUAGAAAUCCCUGUGCUGGCAAGGGAUAUACCGGGGAAUGCUGCAAUAAUACGCCAUGAAGAUACCGGUUUACUCUUUUCAAAGCCUGAGGAAUUUGUCAAACUGGCUAAGAGACUGAUGAGUGAACCAGACCUGAAAAGGAAAAUUACUAAUAAUGCAAAGAACUAUAUUCGUACUCGCCAUUCAUGGGAGCUUGAAAGGGAAACCUAUCAAAAUCUUGUGCAAAUCUUCCUGACUGAAGGACUUUGAAGUGAAACGAAGACGAUGGAUGUAUAUGAAUUUCAGCUGCAUAUGAAUGACUAGAUAUUUUCAUAUUGUGAAUUUAUUUUCUACAACUUUAAAAUAAGUGAUGUUUUUAAGAUUUGUAUCUGAACAGUUUUUAAAGAAAAUGUUUUUUUUUUGUUAAGAAAACAUCUGUUUUCAUGUUCUGGGUGAAUGUUUUUUGACAUUUCUGUCUGUAUCUGGGUUUUAAUUGGAACUUGUGUAUUCUUGUUUUAACUGAAUCUCUCAGCAAUUUUGAACCCUGGAAACUGUUGACAGCACUAGAAAGGUGACGGAGAGAGCAGCACAGUCAUACAUGCUGUAGUUGGCAAGUUAGUUUAUUUCAAAAUUUUAAUUAAGUUCAUAAUCUUACUGUAUUCAUCAUGCAAGUUACAUGGCCGAUAAACCAAUGUUUUUAUCUCCCUGGCAUUGUCACCCCAGGAGACUGUUAAGCAUGUAUUACACAGGCCGAUUGAGCAAGCGAUCAUUCCCUCCUGCUACUCUCAUGCUAGCUAGCGGAGGAGGCCUCUGCUAUUACAUGGAGCGAUCACUAUGCCAUUGCUCGUCCCCAUACUGUCUAGUGGUUUGCCUGUGGCAGAUCGUAAUUAGACAGCAUGAUCCGCCACCAGCAAACAAUAAUUUUUAAGCAUGCUUAACAGUCACAAUUGCCCAAUGAACAAGCGUUCGCUUAUUCAUCUGGUAAUCGGCGGCAGUAUUACACUGCAAGAUGAUCGCUAAUGAGCAUUCAUUCAAACGCUCCUUUGCAAGCAUCUGCCAAAAACAUGGGCAGGUGUAAUACCGCCUUUAUUUCAUAUUCACUGACCUGCCAGCCCCUCACUCUUUCUCUGAGAGCUUUUGGGGGUGGAUACUAUUCAGUGUAGAGAGCCCAGGACACUGAACAGGAAGGGACUGCCACCCCCAGUUGCAGCAGCGUGGUGGAUGAAAGCAUCAAUUGUUCGGUCAUGCAGCCUGCUUGACCAUUACUUAUGGUAUGACUGCUGCUCUGCCUUUCUUCUAUACAGUGCUGGCAGCUGCUUUGAGGGAUCAAACAUGCUAAAAGAUUACCUUUUAGAAUUGUGUUGUGUCAUUCAUUAAAGGGAUUUUUUACAUACAGAUUAAAACUGUAAAUAGUAGCAAUUUUCAUGUUUUUGACAGAUGUGUUGCAUAUGCCAUGACUAUGGAUUUUUUGGGCCUUGAGAAUAGGGAUGAUGCAUCACACUAGCUGUACUUUCCAACCAAGAAAUGUACUAUUCAUAAUGGCAUCAGGUUCUGGUGACAUGGACAGAGACCGUCUACUAGCCAUAAAUCAGAAGGAAAUCGACUUCAAGAAACAUAAUUGUGGCAAACAUCUGUAUCAGCCAGAUUUUUGUUAAAAAUUUAAAUGGCACAGGCAACUUUGUUCCCUAUAAGGAAUUAUUGAGAUCACAUUGUGAUAAUGCUCUUUGUGCUGCAGCUUGAAGGUAUCUAAGAGUUUCUGCAUAGCCGUAGUCUACAGGGAGUCCUAAUAAUGUGAUGUAUGCACUGGAGUUAUUGUAGAAGAAAUAUCUCAUAUUAUUCUCUAUUGCUUUAUUUCAGUCAUGUUAUGUGCCUUCCACCAUAUGUCCUCCUUUUUAUUAGGCUGGAGCAUGUUCACUCAGCAAUUGUAGGCCAUAAAGGUUCUCUAGUCAUUGACAAAUAAAAUACUGUACCAAGCAGGA